This is a messenger RNA of Bipolaris oryzae ATCC 44560, 1071 nucleotides long. RefSeq lists its product as uncharacterized. Gene Ontology annotation, molecular function: oxidoreductase activity. The transcript has a single exon. Lineage: Eukaryota; Fungi; Ascomycota; Dothideomycetes; Pleosporales; Pleosporaceae. The record is from RefSeq and is a predicted model, not a curated record. Bases 1 to 1071 code for a protein of 356 amino acids.
AUGACCCUCCCCCGCCCCCAAAUCUUCGACAUCCUAAUCCUCGGCGCCGGCCCUGCAGGCCUCAACGCAGCCCUAACCUGCGCCCGCACCCGCACCACAGCCCUCGUCCUCGACUCGCAGCAAUACCGCAAUGAGGGCAUACAGCACAUGCACACCGUCGCCUCCCGCGACCACUUCCCACCCGACGACUUCCGGCGCAUAUCCCGCGAGCAAAUCGAAGCGCGCUACGACACCGUCUGGUUCCACCACGCCACCAUUACCUGCGCGCGGAAAUCAGUCUUCGCCCUCCCCACCCCACCCUCUCCAUACCAAGGGUUCCAAAUCACAGACGACACGGGUGUGUCGUACCGCGGCAAAAAACUCAUCUUAGCAACCGGCUCCCGCGACAUCUUCCCCGCCAUCCCCGGGUACGCUGAAAACUGGCCCGCGCAUAUCUACCAGUGUCUCGCGUGCGACGGGUACGAGCAGCGCGGUAGCGCCAUCGCGAUUCUCGGCUUCGACGCAUCGGCGUACACGCAUUUUGUGUGUAUGGCGGCGGCGCUGGAUCCGGCGGCGUCGAUUACCAUUUUGACGAAUGGGAAGGUGAGGGAGGAGGCGAAGGUGAAGGAGGCGGUGGUGGUGGCGAGGGCCAUGGGGGCGACGCUGGAUGAGCGGAGGAUUGUAGGGAUGGUGAAUAAUGGGGCUAGCCAUGUCGAGGGUGUGACUGUGCGGUUUGAAGGGGGCGAGGAGAAGAGGUUUGGGUUUGUGGUGCAUAAGCCUUCUACUGUGAAUCGGGCGCAGGGGUUGAUUGAGGAGUUGGGGGUGGAGACGGUGCCGGAGGAGGCGGGGGGGCAUGUGAGGAUUGUGAAUGCCAUGUUUAAUGAGACGAGUGUUAGAGGGGUUUUCGCGGCGGGGGAUACGAUGGUGGCGAUGAAGCAGGUUGUUAUUGCGAUGGCUGAGGGGGUUAAGGCUGCGGCGGGGGCGGGGGUGCAGAUUUCGCAGGAGAGGGUAGAGGAGGUGAGGAGGGGGUUGGAGAGGAAAGAGCAGGUGGUGGGAGGGGAGAGGGAGAAGGUGGAGGUUGUGUCGCAUUGA